This is a messenger RNA of Daldinia childiae, 660 nucleotides long. Its product is annotated as N,O-diacetylmuramidase. The record is from RefSeq and is a predicted model, not a curated record. The transcript is spliced from 3 exons. Gene Ontology annotation, biological process: cell wall macromolecule catabolic process; peptidoglycan catabolic process; carbohydrate catabolic process. Lineage: Eukaryota; Fungi; Ascomycota; Sordariomycetes; Xylariales; Hypoxylaceae. Gene Ontology annotation, molecular function: lysozyme activity. The coding region runs from base 1 to 660 and encodes 219 amino acids.
AUGAAGGCUUUCAUUACUACCUGUCUAAGCUUGAGCAGCCUUGCCCUCGCUGCUGUCCCAGGCUUUGAUAUUUCUCACUACCAGUCGAACGUAGACUUCGGGGCAGCAUAUAGUUCCGGGGCACGAUUCGUUAUCAUCAAAGCUACAGAAGGCACCACUUACCAAGACCCCAGCUUCAGCACCCACUACACCGGCGCCACCAAAGCCGGCCUCAUCCGCGGCAGCUACCACUUCGCGCGCCCCGGAUCGUCCUCCGGCGCCGCCCAAGCGACGUACUUCCUCGCGCACGGCGGCGGGUGGUCGGGCGACGGGAUCACGCUGCCGGGGAUGCUGGACCUAGAAGGUGAUUGCGCGGGCCUGUCGACCAGCGCCAUGGUCGCGUGGAUCAGGGACUUUAGCGAUACGUACCACGGCAGGACGGGACGGUAUCCGCUGCUGUACACGAACCCAUCGUGGUGGUCGAGCUGCGCGGGCGGGUCGGCCGCGUUCGUCGGUACGAAUCCGCUUGUGCUUGCGCGGUAUGCUGGGAGCCCGGGGGCGUUGCCGGGAGGGUGGCCGUAUUAUACGAUUUGGCAGUUUGACGAUGCGUAUAAGUAUGGGGGCGACUCGGAUACGUUUAAUGGAGAUCUCACGCAGUUGAAAAAAUUGGCUUCUGGCUAG